This is a messenger RNA of Nanorana parkeri, 1732 nucleotides long. It is a transcript of the gene STXBP4, whose product is annotated as syntaxin binding protein 4. Gene Ontology annotation, molecular function: syntaxin binding. The transcript is spliced from 16 exons. The record is from RefSeq and is a predicted model, not a curated record. Bases 1 to 1725 code for a protein of 574 amino acids. Gene Ontology annotation, cellular component: cytoplasmic vesicle. NCBI's taxonomy places the organism in Eukaryota, Metazoa, Chordata, Amphibia, Anura, Dicroglossidae. Gene Ontology annotation, biological process: insulin receptor signaling pathway; regulation of insulin secretion involved in cellular response to glucose stimulus.
AUGGCUCGGGGAGGUGCCGUACUAGAUCCUACCAGUCGUAUUUCCGCACCAGCCCCGCCCAUCUCCCCUGGGCGGUCACAUGGGCCGGCCAUCCUCAUUCAUCGCGAGACUCCCGCUGACAGCAGGAGGCCGGCUCCGCACACACCGGAGGAGGGUAAGGGGUGUGAAGGGAGCAAGGAGUCGGUCCAGACAAUCACUAUUCCUAAAGCAACCAGCCUCGGCCUCAGCCUCAUUGGAGGUAACAGCAGAACUGAGGAAGCACUAAUCCACAUUAAGGACAUAAUCCCGGGUGGAGACUGUCACAAGGAUGGACGACUGCGGCCCGGAGACCAGCUUGUUUCUGUGAAUAAAGAAUCAUUGAUCGGUGCGCGCUGUGAUGAAGCCAAAAGCAUUUUAAACAGAGCAAAAUUGAGGAAGGGUGCUUGCUGGGAAAUUGCCUUCAUCAGACCGGGAGACACCCCUUCAGGCUCAUCAUCACUGAUACAGAAUGAUCAGAAGCCAAGGGACAUCAUACCGAGGAUGUCUUCCACUCCACAUACCUCGGGGACCUGUGAGCCUGGUCAGAGUGGACAUAUUAAAGAUUUGCGCUUCUCUCCCUUGGACCAGAGCCUCUCAGACACAUCUGCACCAGUUCCUCAUCAGGGACCCCGCCGGGAAAAGUUGAUUCCCUUCACUCCUGAUGUCCGGCUGAAAGUGGAAGCUCUGGAAAUGGCACUACAUUUUCUUGGAAUAAGCCCAACGGAGGAACAGAAACGUUUAUUAAGAUCACGUGUACAGAUGGAUGCCAAUGGAACCGUGUCAUAUGGAGACUUUGUGCGGGUAAGCAAAGAGAUGUUUAACCUUCAGCUAGAGGACAAAGACUUGGGGCACCUAUUGAAAAUCCACGAAGGCACACGUUUAUUGGACCUGGCCACAAAUCAGGUCCAGUCAUGUGAUCUCUCCGGAAAGGAUGACAUUAACAAAUUGAAGAGAGAAAGAGAUGAGGCACGUGCCCAGUUAAAAACUGUGAAAGAACAACUCUUGGAAUCUGAAAAACAGAAUGGACAGCUUUCUGUGGAGCUUACGAGUGUAAAGCAGGAAGCUAAAGCCGCCGUUGAGGAAACCAGAGCGCUGCGUAGCAGAAUCCACCUGGCUGAAGUGGCACAGAGACAGGCGCGAGGCGUGGAGAUGGACUACGAAGAAGUCAUCCGCCUCUUGGAAGCUGAAAUAACGGAGUUGAAAGGCCAGCUCGGCGAACACUCCGGCCAAAGUAAAGACAACGUGCAGGAUUUGAAGCGCAGGAUCACUGUCCUUGACUGUCAGCUGCGCAAAUCGGAGAUGGCACGCAAAACCUUUGAAGUGUCCACAGAGAAAUUGCUGCAGUUUGUAGAGAAUGUCCACGAGGUCCUCUCCGACGAUCAAGGUUCUACAUUAAAUCUUUGUGAACGAAUCCCCACAUUCUCCACCCAUCUACCAAGACUGGGAAAAUCUAGAUCUGGCAUAACGGCAGCCAUUGCAACAGAAGCUAAAGAACUCUCACGAUCUAUCCGUUCCAUCUCAGAUGUAGACAGCCUCCCUUACGGAUGGGAAGAAGCUUACACAGCAGAUGGUAUCAAGUACUUUAUCAACCAUGUCACAGAAACCACGUCAUGGACUCAUCCCGUGACCAGUGCCUUGAAUCUGACCUAUAUGGACGACAGCGGUGAGGAGAGCCUCAGAGAUCCAACCGAACUGAAGAGCUGUUAAUAUCUGA